Cladocopium goreaui is the source of this 3523-nucleotide messenger RNA. The record is from the annotation of a GenBank genome assembly. NCBI's taxonomy places the organism in Eukaryota, Dinophyceae, Suessiales, Symbiodiniaceae.
UUUUUCCAACUUUUGAGGCAGGUCAUGAUGAGUUGCGCUAUGUCCCAGGUCAAAGACACGCGGCCAUCAAUUCUUGCUUCGAAUGUCUCUGAUGUCACCCUGAUGUCACCGAUGUCUGUGAUCACCUGACGGAAGUCUUUGCGUCUCACACUGGGAAUUCUUGGCACAGAGGCAACGGAGGCAAUGGAGGCAAUUGGGGCCUGGCUUCGUCUCCUUUGUCUCUCCGACACCCAGCAUCGAUGACACACUUUGAUACAUUGCGCGCUUAUGGCGAGGAUCUUUCGAGCCAGUGUGCUGCAAACGGUACACUGUGGUACCACGUCUCACGCUUACGGCAAGAAAAUGCAGCGGUUAGAUGUUGGGUUGUCAGCAAUGCGCCAACGUACCAUGUAAUGGGCAAUCUGGGUGGUGUCUUGGGUGUUUGGCACGGAUCGGGGCACGAUGCAUCUCAAUCUGGAGGUCAAUGCAUCUCCUUAGUUGAUGGUAGUCCUGGUUUUUCUCAGCUACAUUCAUCUGCCUGUAUCGAACUCCUUGAAUUUUGAAGCUGUCGUGUCGAUAUUGGCCGUAUUGGCCAAGUUUGUCAUGGCCACGUUGGGUGUGGCCUCAGACACACGGCCGCAGCAAAGUCAUAUCCUUUCCUCUGACCCAUAGGGUGUGGUCCCCUAUUCGGUUCUGAAGGUUUCGCACACCCUGUGCCACACAAUACUUAAGGAUUAUUUUGGGUCACUGCUUUCUUGCCGUGGGUCUCCGAGCUUUAAGGCCUUGUCGGAAUAAACCUGAGGAAACAGGGUGGCAUAAACUCUUUUUGCUCCCCAAGUGGCGCUCAGACACUUCUUAUGUCACCUGGUUGAAACUGUCUCCAGAGAACCAAAACAUGCUUCGAAGCAAAAUGUUAAUCACAGGAAGAACUUGUGGAAUCUUUCCACAGCUGAGUCUGGAAGGCGAAUCAACUUGAAUCAACCUGUGAAAAAGGCAUUGAAGUAUGUUGAAGUCAUGCUGCAGGUGGUUUCAAGUGAUCCUUUGGCCACAGGUCAUGCUUCCUGUUGGAUCCGAUGUCGGGGACGAGUGGCUUCAGACUGCUAACUCUUGAGACGGGCAACCGCGGGAGCGCGCGACCUCACCGUCGCUGGCCACGUGCUAUGAGUGGAUUGGUCGUCGGCUUUCAUUGACGCCUUGUUUCUGCUUCAGCCACGGUCACCACUUAGGGCAUUUCCUUUCUUUUGGCUUGGAUUCGAUUGCGAGGAUAAACUGGCACAGUGUGACGCCUUCAUUUGCUUCGGCCAUCAUGUGGGACAUCACAGUUGCCUCUUGUUUAACUUUUUUGGAUCACAUAGCCUUGUGGAUUGUGGUGGCUUUGCAUUUGCGUUAUUUAUGCCGGCAUUUAUCAUCAGUACUACGGCUGGCAAGCAGGAGUUGGAAAAAGGACAGGCCCGAGAUGUGGGAGACACAUGCCUCUCAUGUGUUGACUCUACUGCUGAAGGGCACACUCAAACCGGAACACUGCAGCCGUUUUCUGGCCACUGCGCUGUAGCUACGCGUAACCUCUGUGGGACUCGUUCAGGCCGCGCUUGUAGCCAAAAAGGGCUUUGAAACGUAUGCCAAAUGUCUAGCAAGCUCCAAAAAGCAUGCGCAACACUUGGCAAAAACAGCAUGGUUUGUGCGCUUAAAAAAACCCUAAAGCUGUGAAAUCUAUGAAACCUUCAAUGUCUUCGACUUCAGACGGCUAGGCCCGGCUUUCACGGCGAGGUGGUCAAAUUGGUCAAUCUCAUGCAGAUAACUUUUGAUCUCAUGGUCCAACUGUCUAUCUUAUGUCGUUCGACCAUCAUUCUCAUUACUCACUAUGUCUUGAAUGAGCCAAGUGAAUGAACGCCUGCCCUACCUCUCCCCCACACAGCACUCGAUUGGCACAGACUGCACAGAAAAAUGGCUUGCUUCUCGAACAUGCAUCAAAAUAGGGUGUGGUCCCCUAUUCGGUUCUGAAGGUUGCGCACACCCUGUGCCACACAAUACUAAAAUGGUCUUAAGAUGUCUGAAUGAUUAUUUUGGGUCACUGCUUUCUUGCCGUGGGUCUUCGAGCUUUAUGGCCUUGUCGGAAUAAAUCUAAGCAAACAGGGUGGCAUAAGUUUUGUUUGUUCCCCAAGUGGGGCUCAGACACUUCUUAUGUCACCUGGUUGAAGCUGUCUCUCUUCCAUUCUGAGGCUUCCUGUUGGAAAGUGUCCAGAGAACCCAAAACAUGAUUCGAAGCAAAAUGUUAAUCACACGAAGAACUCGUGGAAUCUUUCCACAGCUGAGUCUGGAAGGCGAAUCAACAUGAAUCAACCUGUCAAAAAGGCAUUGAAGUAUGUUGAAGCAAAGUUUCAAUAGUCGGAGCUUGGCCGUCGCCGUCUGCCACUGUGGUCAGCGUGGGCAUCACAGUUUUGCACAUCAAGCCCGCUUUAGGGCCCGUUGGGAAGCAGCGGUCUCCAGGGGCACUGUUAAGCAAUCGAGCACAAAUUUGCCAAUGACAUGGAAUAAUGAUGAGGAGUAUUGAUCAUUGAGAAAACAUGAUUGCAAAAAUGGAAUUUUAAAAUGACAUUUCAGUACGACUCCCCCCCCCUCAAACUCCAUUUUUAAGAGGGUAGGGUAGGGAUGUUUCAAGUGAUCCUUUGGCCACAGGUCAUGCUUCCUGUUGGAUCCGAUGUCAGGUCGUGUGUGCAGCAAAGUCAUAUCCGUCAUAUCCUUUCCUCUGACCCCCAAGAAUCCCACACACUUGAAAUGGCUGGGAUGGUUGGAUGGUUGCAAGUCGGACCAACCACUUGAAGGUAAAGCUUCUGUGACGUGGAGCUGCGAUCCAUGUUUCGUCUUCAAGAGCCCUGGGGCUGGCUGUGCACACCAACGGCACGAGAGAUCCUAGAGAUCCUAGAGAUCCUAGGGUCCAAAGGAUGUUCUCAGUGCCGAUUCCGCUUCGAGGAGUCCGACAACAGACAGUUUCUUGUCCUGUGGGGCCUGGAAGGAAUGAAGCCAUUCCCGAUCUUCAGUAUUGGCGACGAGCAGCCAACUUCAGAAUUGGAUUCUGGCAUUCAAGUUUCGAUUUGCUCAGAUUCGUUCUAAGUCAAGUCUUCAAUCUGAGAAAACCGCGCAACAUCCUGAAACGAGAUCCACAAAAGUCCAGUCACACCUACAUCCCCUUGUUGUCUGAGAUGGCUCACUAGUCCUGCACAUGUGAGAAAUACUCUGAUGGCCCUAAAGCUGUGAAACCUAUGAAACCUUCAAUGUCUUCGACUUCAGACGGCUAGGCCCGGCUUUCACGGCGAGGUGGUCAAAUUGGUCAAUCUCAUGUAGAUAACUUUUGAUCUUAUGGUCCAACUGUCUAUCUUAUGUCGUCCGACCAUCUUUCUCAUUACUCACUAUGUCUUGAAUGAGCCAAGUGAAUGAACGCCUGCCCUACCUCUCCCCCACACAGCAUUCGAUUGGCACAGACUGCACAGAAAAAUGGCUUGCUUCUCGAACAUGCAUCAAAAUAGGGUGUGGUCCCCUAUUCGGU